Molecule: messenger RNA, 2902 nt
Organism: Antechinus flavipes (yellow-footed antechinus)
Lineage: Eukaryota; Metazoa; Chordata; Mammalia; Dasyuromorphia; Dasyuridae
Exons: 3
Coding region: 249-1115 (288 amino acids)
Source: RefSeq, a predicted model, not a curated record
AUAAGGAGAAAGAACAUUUUUUUUUGGCAGAGUUUAAUGUGACUCGGGAUGUCUUGGAAAUCAUCAUUAGUCACAACUUUUACCUGAAUGAAACAAACACUCUAAAAGUUGGAAAGAUUGAAAUUUGGGGAAUAAAUUAUGACAUCAUAACUCAAGUCAACAUUACUUAUGCCAACGGGACUUCUGUGGAAACUAACUUUAGCAGUGACCCAUCAAAACAGAUACUAACCAUUCAGUUGACUAACAAGAUGAUCAGCCUGCAAGAACUAUCUCAAGUUACUUGGAGGGGUAAUAAUCAUGUGACUACUACUUCAAGUAACAUCCCAACAACUACUACUGAUUUUUCUCUGACUACUUCUACCAGAAGUCACACUACAUUUACUACUUCACUUGCUACUAGUGUUGCUGGUGUGUUUACUACUAAUGCACCAGAUAUUUUCCCAACAAGUAUUUCACCUACCACUCAUUACACAACAGAAAUAACUUCAAACACCAUGGAUAUUAGUACCAGUGCUGCUCCUCCUAGUACUACUGCUGCUUUUACUACUAAUACUGCUAUAAUUCCAAGCACUUUCCCAACAAGUAUUUCAUCCCCCAUUGAUGCAAUUACUGAUUACACUACAGACACAAUUCUAAGCACCACUACUAGUGGUAGUAGUGCUGCUCUCCCUUCUAAUCCAGUUACCAUGAGCAAUACUAGUAUUAGUACUGAUAUGGCUGGUGAUAUUACUAGUAGUACUCCAAGUUCCUUUCAAACAACUAUUUCAUCCACCACUGAUGCAAGUACUCAUUUCACUACAGACACAAUUCUAAGCAUCACUACUAGUGGUACUAGUGCUGUUCCCCCUCCUAGUCCAGUUACCAUGAGCAAUAGUAGUAUUAGUACUACUAGUGCUAAUAGAACUAGUGAUGCUAGUACUAGUAAUACUAUUAAUCCAAGUACUUUUCCAAUAAGUAUUUCAUCUACCACUGAUUUAAGUACUUAUUACACUGUAGAUACACUUGUAAACAUUACUACUAGUAGUACUAGUGCUUUUCCCCCUACUAGUCCAGUUACCAUGAAUAAUAGUAGUGUUAGUACUAAUAAUACUAGUACUGUUGAGACUAAUGGAUAAUACUAGUAGCAGUAAUAUUCCUAUACCAAGUAUCUUUUCAAUAAAUAUUUUAUCUCCCACUGGUAUAAUUACUCAUUGCACUAUAGAUACAAUUCUAAACACUACUACUAGAAAUAUUAGUGUUGAGCCUCCUCCUAAUCCAAUUACUAUGAACAAUACUAGUAUUAGCACUGCUGGUACUACUAGUAUUGGUAAUACUAACGCUAGUAUUAGUUAUACUAGUAUUGGUAAUACUAAUAUUCUAAAUACCUUUUCAAUAAAUAUUUUUCUACUACUGAAAAUAUUACUUAUUUCAGUAUAGCCAAUAUUCCAACCACUAUUAUUAAUAGUGCCAAUGCUAUUCCUCCCCUUAGUGCUAUUUCUGCUACUAACACUAGUACUGCUAUUGCCUUCAGCACCUUUGCAACAAUACUUAAUCUAUUUAUAUAAUUACUCAUUACACUGAAGCCUAACAUCAUUAUUUUUAGUACUAGUGCUGUUCUUCCUACUUAACAACCAUUAGUCCUAGUGCUGCUCUAGUACUGGUGAUAAUAGUAGUUUUGGCAAUACUUAUAGUAGUAAUUAUACUACUACUAUAUGUACUUUUCUAAAAAAUAUUUCAUUUACCACUGAAAAUACUACUUAUUAUACUACAGCCACAUUUCCUAAUGGCACUGAUAACAGUGAAGAUGAAUUAUCACUGGUAUUCCAUCUAUGAUUAUUUCAAAUAUUAAUCUUGAUAUUCUAAAUAUCAUAUACACUUCUAUUACUAAUACUAGUAUAGAAAACACAAGUCUUCACUUUACACAUAUUUCUCUUUACACAGCUAUUCCUGGAAUCAGAGGCAUAACUAAAAAAAUAUAACAACAAAUAUGGUGGCUACUUUAAAAACAACCACAAUAAGUUCUAUUCUUGUUAUAAGUUUAGGUAUCAUAGAUCCAACUGCUCCAAAUAAUACCACAGUUUUUAUAAAUACUGCAACUAAUAUUGUUGAAAGCUUGACACUACAGAUAUCACCAUUACAAAUACAGGAAUAUCUUGGAAAUCUUGUGGAUUUGGUUCCAGACCACCACAAUAAAGUGAAUAUUGAUUUAAAGCAAGCCAUAUGAAUUUUUUGGCUCCCUGGUAUAUAAAAAGUUAUGUUUAUACUAUGCUGUAGUCUAUGAAAUAUGCAAUAGUAUUAUAUGUCAAAAGCCAAUGUAUAUAUCUUAAGUUAAUACUUCAUUGUUAAUGACAACUGUCAUCUGAACCUUUAGUGAGUCAUAAGCUUUUCUUGAUGGAGGGUCUUGCCUUGAUGCUGAUGGUUGCUGAUGAGAGUGGUAAUGGCUGAAAUUUGGGGUAGUAGCUGUGACAGUUUCUUAAUAAGAAAAUAAUGUUUAUCAUGUCAUUUGACUUUUUUCCUUUUAAAUUCUUAAAGGUAACUGUAGAGUUAUUAGUCUAAUUUCAUUAUUUUUGUGUCUUAGAAAUACAGACUCAAAAAGAGAGAUGGGGAAAGGGCUGAUUGAAUUAUCAGUCAGUACACACAUAAUAUUUAUCAAUUAAGUUCACUAGAUUACAUGGGCAUGGCUUGUGGAGCUCCAAAACAAUUAUAAGAAUAACAUCAAAGAUUAUUGAUCAUAGAACAUCAUAACCAAUAUAAUAAUAAUAAAAAUAUUUGAAAUAUUGUGAGAAUUACAAAGAUAAUGAUAUGAGCACAUAUUGUUGGAAAAAAUGGUACCUAUAAUCUUGUUUGAUAUAAUGUUGCCACAAACCUUCAAAUUAUAAAAAAUGUAAAAUUGCAAAGCUCAAUAAAGAGAAAUAAAAUAAAA